Messenger RNA from Vespula pensylvanica (western yellowjacket), 3006 nucleotides. RefSeq names its product C-1-tetrahydrofolate synthase, cytoplasmic (gene pug). Gene Ontology annotation, cellular component: cytosol. The record is from RefSeq and is a predicted model, not a curated record. Gene Ontology annotation, molecular function: ATP binding; methenyltetrahydrofolate cyclohydrolase activity; methylenetetrahydrofolate dehydrogenase (NADP+) activity. NCBI's taxonomy places the organism in Eukaryota, Metazoa, Arthropoda, Insecta, Hymenoptera, Vespidae. Bases 135 to 2954 code for a protein of 939 amino acids. Gene Ontology annotation, biological process: tetrahydrofolate interconversion. The transcript has 13 exons.
AGCCGGUUGUCGACACUAACGGCGUUCAUUCUAUACAUUCACUCACCAAGCGUUAUAUGUGUAUACGUGCACACACAACUUUAUAACUGGCGUGCAUAAUAAGAAAUCAAGUAUUAUUUUUUUUUAAACGAGUCAUGUCCACGUGCGAGGACGUCCGAGGAAUUGUACUCUCCGGUACACAAUUGGCAAAAGAAAUUCGUGCAUCCUUGGCGCAAGAUGUAACAAAUCUAAAAACAAAGCUACCAGACUUUACACCUGGUUUGGCUAUUGUCCAAGUCGGCGGUAGACAAGAUUCUAACGUUUAUAUACGAAUGAAAAUCAAAGCAGCUACCGACAUUGGCAUAAAUGUACAGCACGUUAAACUUCCGAACACCAUAACGGAAACUGAAUUGAUCAACGUAGUGAACAAAUUGAACAAUGAUCCUAACACUCACGGUAUCAUUGUUCAAAUGCCGCUCGACACCGUUAAUGAAAUUAAUUCUCAUUUAAUCACAAAUACAGUGUCUCCUUCUAAAGAUGUUGAUGGUCUCAACACGAUUAACGAAGGAAGAGUUACAAUCGGCGAUAUGUCAGGAUUUGUACCAUGCACACCCAAUGGCUGUAUCGAGCUCAUUAAAAAGAGCGGUGUACCAAUUGUCGGUGCUCAAGCCGUAGUUUUGGGUAGAAGUAAAAUUGUAGGUACACCAGCAGCUGAAUUAUUAAAAUGGCAUAAUGCGACAGUGACGAUAUGUCAUUCAAAAACGAAAAAUCUUCCAGAAAUAGUCUCUCAAGCCGAUAUCUUGAUCGUGGCUAUCGGUAAGCCUGAAUUCGUCAAAGGGAGUUGGAUAAAAUCAGGCGCUGUCGUAAUCGAUUGUGGCAUCAAUUCUAUUCCGGAUUCUGGAAAAAAAACCGGUGAGCGUUUAGUAGGCGACGUUGCUUACGAGGAAGCUUCAAAAGUAGCUUCAUACAUUACGCCGGUUCCUGGUGGUGUUGGUCCUAUGACGGUAGCCAUGCUGAUGAAAAAUACAGUAACGUCGGCCAAAAAAGCAGCUGAAAAUCUUCUUAAUGUCGAUUGGAAACUAAGGAUUUUGAAGAUUAAUCCAGAGAAACCAGUUCCAAGUGAUAUAGCUAUUUCUAGAAGUCAGACAUAUAAACCUAUUGUUAACUUGGCUGAAGAAAUCGGUCUGUUACCAAAUGAACUGAGUCCUUAUGGAGACAAUAAGGGUAAAAUAAGUUUAAGUGUCCUAAAGAGACUGAAGAAUCAGCAGAAUGGAAAAUUCGUGGUCGUCGCUGGUAUUACGCCAACACCUCUCGGUGAAGGUAAAAGUACGACGGCUCUUGGAUUAGUGCAAGCUCUCUCAGCGCAUAAAGGAACAAAUUCUUUUGUUACGUUAAGACAGCCUAGUCAAGGUCCUACUUUCGGAGUUAAAGGAGGAGCUGCUGGUGGUGGAUAUGCGCAAGUAAUUCCUAUGGAAGAAUUCAAUCUUCACUUAACCGGAGACAUUCACGCUAUAUCCGCGGCAAAUAAUCUUUUAGCAGCUCAGAUCGAUGCUCGAUACUUCCAUGAAUCCACUCAAAAUGACAAGGCUCUUUAUGACAGAUUGGUACCUACAAUUAAAGGUGUUCGAAAAUUCUCCAAAAUUCAAUUAAAACGUUUGCAAAAACUUGGGAUCACAAAAACCGAUCCAAAUUCCUUGACGGAAGAAGAACAACGCAAGUUCGCGCGAUUGGACAUCGAUCCACAUAAUAUUACAUGGACAAGAGUGGUUGAUAUAAAUGAUCGUUUCCUACGUAAAAUAACUAUUGGUCAAAGUUCGACCGAAAAGAAUAAGACAAGGGAGACUUCUUUCAAAAUUUCUGUUUCUUCUGAGAUAAUGGCGAUACUUGCUUUAGCUGCGAACGUCGAAGACUUGAAACAAAGAUUGGGCAAUAUAGUAGUUGGAUUCAGUAAGAGCGGCGAGCCUUUAACUGCCGAAGAUUUUGGCAUGACUGGUGCUAUGGCUAUUCUUCUGAAAGAUGCGAUUGAACCAACGCUAAUGCAAUCUUUGGAAGGUACACCUGUAAUGGUUCAUGCUGGUCCAUUCGCUAAUAUCGCACACGGUUGUUCCUCGAUAAUAGCAGAUACUAUUGCAUUAAAACUAGUGGGACCAAAUGGUAUUGUAGUGACAGAAGCUGGAUUUGGUUCUGAUAUAGGCAUGGAAAAGUUCUUUGACAUUAAGUGUAGAACAUCUGGACUCGUGCCGAAUGCUGUUGUUCUUGUUACAACCGUAAGAGCCUUGAAAAUGCAUGGUGGUGGUCCAGUAGUAACUCCAGGUGCAGCUCUAAAAAAAGAAUACAUUGAAGAAAAUGUCGAACUUGUUAGAAAAGGUCUUCCAAAUCUUCAAAAGCAUAUUAGCAAUGGUCUAAAAUUUGGAGUACCCGUUGUUGUAGCUAUAAAUUCAUACACUACCGAUACAGAAGCUGAACUACAACUUAUCAAAGAAGUAGCAUUGGACAGUGGUGCAGCAGAUACAGUGGUUUGCACUCACUGGGCUGAUGGUGGACGAGGUGCAACAGCUUUAGCAGAUGCAGUUAUUGCUGCAACAAAAAAACCAAGUAACUUCAAGCCAUUGUAUAAUCUAGAUCUUAGUAUUGAGGAGAAAAUAAGUGUCAUUGCUAAAGAAAUGUAUGGUGCUGGAGAAAUUAUUCUAGCAAACAAAGUAAAAGAAAAGAUUAAAGUAUAUAACACAUUAGGUUACGAUAAGUAUCCUAUAUGUAUGGCAAAAACAUCUAACUCCCUAACAGGAGAUCCAUCUAUCAAAGGUGCCCCAACAGGUUUUAAACUUGAUAUCAAUGACAUAUUUGUAGCCGUUGGUGCUAAAUUUGUCGUAGCAUCUGUUGGAGAGAUCAUGAUGAUGCCAGGUCUUUCUACUAGACCAAGUAUUUAUGAUAUGGAUUGGAAUAGUGAAACGAAUGAGAUAGAAGGAUUAUUUUAAAUAUAAAAUCAUUUUUCAUAUUAUAGUCAUAUAGCAAUAACUUUUUCUAUUU